AUGACUACUGGAAAAACCAUAGCUUUGACUAGACACACCUUUGUUGGGAAAGUAAUGUCUCUGCUUUUUAAUAUGCUAUCUAGGUUGGUCAUAACUUUUCUUCCAAAGAGCAAGCAUUUUUUAAUUUCGUGGCUGCAGUCACCAUCUGCAGUGAUUUUGGAGCCCCCCAAAAUAAUCAUCCAAUUCAUUAAGGGUCUGAAUAGAACAACAACCAUUAAAAAAACAAAAAACAGAGGAAGGAAGAAUUCAUUGCUUCUUCUGCCUAACUACUUGAGCUGGGACAUUGAUUUUCUCUUGCCCUCAGAUUGA
Rangifer tarandus platyrhynchus (Svalbard reindeer) is the source of this 309-nucleotide messenger RNA. The record is from the annotation of a GenBank genome assembly. Lineage: Eukaryota; Metazoa; Chordata; Mammalia; Artiodactyla; Cervidae.